AUGUCGUGUCAGUAUCCUGAUUCUAACGAGUCUGACCCAGCGUGGGGUUGCUGGACUUCUGCUGAUGAGCUAAAUAGACCAUCAAUUAAGAUCUUAUUCCCCACCAUUGAAAGAGUGAAAAAUGGACGGCGUGGCAUUUGGGAUUCUAGGCACUUACUUUCUCUGUCAGAGAGAACCUGGCAAAGGUUGACAACUACUGGUAUAUUUCAUGAUGCCAUUCCUUGUCCAUGUGAAAGGCUAGGAUACCCAAUGCAUGUCAAGGUAGCUCAGAGACGUUUCCAAUCUGGAAAUGGUAUGUUCUCAUUUGGUUGGAUAUAUAUUGGGUCACACAAUUUCAGUCCUGCUGCUUGGGGAAACACAUUGCUUUCUUCGUCAGAAUCAAAGGCUCCAAAACUGCAUAUUUAUGAGCUUGGUGUCGUCUUGAUUGUGCCCCCGCCAGAUCUUUCGGAUACAGAUGGUAGAAACAGAUUUAAUCUUGAUGAUUUCGUUCUGCCAUUUGUCAUGCCUGCACCAGAGUACCAAGAUGGUGAUAGACCAGCUACAGCACAAGCCAUGCGAGAGGCCUGUGUUGAAGUCACUUCAUCAAAGGUAUUCUUGUCAGAAGAUGCAACGGAAGAACUGAACGACGAUAUCCUAGAUGAAGAAGUAACUUUUGAGGAAUCCGACUUUUCCAUCCAGGAGAGUGAAGAAGAGAAAAUUUAUGCUGAGAUGCUUUGGGGUCAAGUGGACUCUGCUGGAAUCUCUUUGUGAAGUAAUGCAGUUUCUAAAUGUA
Messenger RNA from Musa acuminata subsp. malaccensis (wild Malaysian banana), 772 nucleotides. Lineage: Eukaryota; Viridiplantae; Streptophyta; Magnoliopsida; Zingiberales; Musaceae. The record is from RefSeq and is a predicted model, not a curated record.